This is a messenger RNA of Silurus meridionalis, 1120 nucleotides long. RefSeq names its product ring finger protein 113A (gene rnf113a). Gene Ontology annotation, molecular function: metal ion binding. Bases 55 to 1023 code for a protein of 322 amino acids. Gene Ontology annotation, cellular component: U2-type spliceosomal complex. The record is from RefSeq and is a predicted model, not a curated record. NCBI's taxonomy places the organism in Eukaryota, Metazoa, Chordata, Actinopteri, Siluriformes, Siluridae. Gene Ontology annotation, biological process: snoRNA splicing. The transcript has 10 exons.
GCUCUAUCGCUGGCGCUCUUAUCUCCGGCUUGUUUUUUGUCAGCGGAAUUAAAGAUGGCGGAUUCCGAGGAAAACAAACCAGCGACCUGCACGUUUCUGUUUAAGAAGUCAAACAAGAAAUUCUCGGCGCGGAAAAGAAAAGCCAGUGACAGCGACAAGGACAGGAGCAGCGAUGAGGAGAAAAACGCCGUGGUGAAGAGAGAAAAGAAAGCGGCCUCUCACAACCCCAUGAUCCAGCGGAGCAAGAAGGUGGAGAAAGAAGUGGUUUCUUCUAGUGACAGUGAGGAAGAGAAAGAAGCAAAGAAGGUCACGGUGGCUUAUAAAUCCACUCGCUCAGCGAAACCAGAGGGACCGGACGACAUGGGAGCCACGGCCGUGUACGAGCUCGACACCGAGAGAGAUAAAGACGCCCAGGCCAUCUUCGAACGCAGCCUGAAAAUUCAGGAGGAGCUGCGCGGUAAAGAGGACGAUAAAAUCUAUCGCGGCAUCAACAACUACCAAAAGUACGUCAAGCCAAAGGACACCACCAUGGGGAACGCUUCAUCUGGCAUGGUCAGGAAAGGGCCGAUCCGAGCUCCUGAGCACUUGAGAGCGACGGUGCGGUGGGAUUAUCAACCCGACAUCUGCAAAGAUUACAAAGAGACAGGAUUCUGUGGAUUUGGAGACAGCUGUAAGUUCCUGCACGACCGCUCUGACUACAAACACGGCUGGCAAAUCGAGAGGGAGCUGGAGGAAGGACGAUACGGUGCUAACGACGAGGAAAACUACGAGGUGAGCAGCGACGAGGAGGAUCUGCCUUUCAAGUGCUUCAUCUGCAGGGAUUCAUUCAAGAACCCGAUUAUAACCAAGUGUAGACAUUAUUUCUGCGAGGCCUGCGCGCUACAGCACUACCGCAAGUCCAAACGCUGCUACGUGUGCAACCAACAAACCAACGGAGUCUUCAACCCAGCCAAAGAGUUGAUGGCGAAGAUGCAGAAACAACAGGCUGCUGCAGACCAGCCGCCUUCAGACGAGGAAGACUAGCUUUCCCAUUGCCUCCGUUCCCCUCUUACUCUUCUCCUUAUAUGGCUCUCUGUUUUGUAAAUUAAUGGUCAAAAAUAAAUACAUUUUUUUUUUUAAA